AUGGCAGAGGCUAUAUUGGAUAUUACUGAUAAUGGCUUUUCGCCCCCUCAAGCCGCUCAUAGACGGGGAGUGCCUCGGUGCACUCUAAUAGACAGACUUAACGGCCCCGGGGCCGUGAAAGAGCAGAUCCACCCUCAUCGACGCUUGUCAAACAGCCAAGAGGAUAGGCUGGCUCUCUGGAUUCUCCGUCAGGUGUCCUUGGGAUAUGCUUCGUCCCACAGUCAGAUCCGCGCCUGUGUCAUGGGCUUGUUGAGGCAGCAGGGCGAACGUCCCAACUUGGGACGCAACUGGGUGAACAAGUUUAUCAAUCGUCGCGCAGACAUAAAGACCAAGAUAGGGAGACGUCAAGAAGCCAAAAGGUUCGACUCUUUCACACCUAAAGCGGUUCAUUGGUACUUUGAUAUCAGGGAGGGCCAAUAUGGUUGGAUCAAGCCUGAAAACACCAUCAACGUUGAUGAGGGGGGGUACUAUGACUGGUUUCGGCAAGCAUUCACCUCUGUUACCUGUCUAGAUAGCCUGGUCGUUGGAAGCCCGGACCCGAAGCGCAAGGCGUUCCUCAAGGGACCACAAACUCGGAAUUGGACUUCAUUCAUCGAAGCUAUCACUGCUGACGGCCGCACUUUGGCUCCUGGCAUAACAUCCAAGGGGAAGCAACUCCAGAAACAGUGGUUUCUUGAUGAGUUCAAGCAGAUAGCAGACUGGUAUUAUAUAACAUCGCCUAACGGGUGGACUGAUGACCAUAUUGGCAUUGAAUGGCUGGAGAGAGUCUAUCUGCCCCAGACCACGUCUGCUGACGACUCAGACGCGAGACUGAUCAUUUUAGAUGGCCAUGGAAGCCAUGCAACAGAUGAAUGGAUGGCCACGUGCUUUUUGAACAACGUUUAUUGCUGCAAUCUACCAGCACACUGCUCUCAUGGACUCCAGUCACUGGAUAAUGGAGUAUUUAAUGCGUCGAAGGCUGCAUAUCGACGAGAGUUGGAAAAGUUCGCUUCGUUGACUGAUUCCGCUCCAAUGGACAAGGUAAAUUUCAUCAGGGCCUACGCCAAGGCUCGCCGAGCUGGAAUGACUAAGAAGAACAUACUGUCUGGCUGGAGGGUCACUGGAAACUGGCCCAUUUCACGUGCUAAAGCAUUACGGCACCCUGAAAUCCAACAAGAUAGGCCAAACGGCAGCCCAAGAGUGACUCCUGAACCCAGGCCGUAUCUUGGCUCGGACGAUACACCACAAACGAGCCGUCAAAUUCGUGAUCUUGGGUUGAACAAAACACCAAAGACGCGGAGACAGCAUAACGUGAUAGCCAAGGGCUUUGAAGCUCACCAGUAG
Fusarium fujikuroi IMI 58289 is the source of this 1323-nucleotide messenger RNA. Its product is annotated as related to transposase. The coding region runs from base 1 to 1323 and encodes 440 amino acids. Gene Ontology annotation, molecular function: DNA binding. Lineage: Eukaryota; Fungi; Ascomycota; Sordariomycetes; Hypocreales; Nectriaceae. Gene Ontology annotation, cellular component: nucleus. The transcript is spliced from 3 exons. The record is from RefSeq and is a predicted model, not a curated record.